This is a messenger RNA of Rhipicephalus microplus (southern cattle tick), 1304 nucleotides long. RefSeq names its product GTP-binding protein Di-Ras2. Gene Ontology annotation, molecular function: GTPase activity; GTP binding. The record is from RefSeq and is a predicted model, not a curated record. NCBI's taxonomy places the organism in Eukaryota, Metazoa, Arthropoda, Arachnida, Ixodida, Ixodidae. Gene Ontology annotation, biological process: signal transduction. Gene Ontology annotation, cellular component: membrane.
UCGACGUUGUCGGCGGUGGUAAACAACGAAUGCCUGCUCGGACGACGCUGCUGAACACGACGAGGACGACCGAGGCGAUGACAACAGCGUCAGCGCUGCGGGCGUCAAUGAUGACGACAGCCUAACAGCUGUAGGAAACAGCGCAGCACCACCUCACCCUCGAGUAUACUACGCCGAGCGGGCGGUGGUCAGCUGCGAGCGUCGGGUGGUCUCAGAGACAGUGUCCAGUGGCUGGAACGCGAGGACAGCUGGUGUGAACGACAAGAGAAAGGCACGACGAGCUUUGAACAUCGGGUGGGGGACAUCACGCAGAAAACGACCUUCGACCCUUUUGUCUUGUCGCCUUGUGCGCUUGCCUUACGAAGCCGAGAAAAUGGUCGUCCGCCACCACCACCACCACGGCGGACAGGUGCAACCACCUUGACGGGUAGUGCCUCUUUGGUCGACAACCUUUUAAUCGUGCGCCCCACGAACUGUCAGUGAGAAGGAACGCCUGAGCCCACUCCUCAGAGCAUCGUAGGAGACCGAGCAUGCCUGAACAGAGCAACGACUACAGGGUCGUCGUGUUUGGAGCCGGUGGUGUCGGGAAAAGCUCCCUGGUGCUACGCUUCGUCAAAGGAACGUUCAGGGAAAGCUACAUCCCCACCAUAGAGGACACCUACAGACAGGUGAUCAGUUGCAACAAGAACGUGUGCACGCUCCAGAUCACGGACACGACGGGCAGCCACCAGUUUCCCGCCAUGCAGAGGCUCAACAUCUCCAGGGGGCACGCGUUCAUACUCGUCUACUCCAUCACCUCGGCCCAGAGCCUGGAGGAGCUCAGGCCCAUAUUCGAAGUCAUACGAGAGGUGAAGAGCGGAGAGACCGAGGGCAUCCCGAUCAUGCUGGUGGGCAACAAGUACGACGAGGCGGAGUCUCGCGAGGUGCCGCCCGAGACCGGCCAGGAGCAGGCGAAGCGCUGGUCGUGCGGCUUCCUCGAGACGUCGGCCAAGACCAACCACAACGUGCGCGAGCUCUUCCAGGAGCUGCUCAACAUGGAGAAGCGCCGUUCCGUCUCGCUUCAGCUCGACACCAAGAAGACCAAGUCGCAGCUUCGCAAGGAAAAACUCAAGGGCAAGUGUCUCGUCAUGUGAGGAAACCCCCCCGACGCCAGAGGAGACGCCGACGAAGAAGCCACCACUCGAUAAACACACCACACAAACACUCAUCCGACACGAACGCAUACAUGUUCCAACCUUCACGUGCGGCCUCGGGGCAUUAGGAUACCUGUCGAAACCACAUGGGCACAACCACAUGGACGGGAU